CACACAGUCGACUGCAGCUGCGCCGCUCUCAAGUUCCGCCGUCUCCACCACAUUCCGACAUAAGGGGUUAUUACAUCGAGAGAGGAGAACUGCGGGUAAUUUCAAAAUGGGAGAAGAUUUCUUUGAAUAUCUACCAUCCGAAAUCUUAGUAAAUAUCCUCUCAAGACUCCCCAUUCAAGACGCAAUGGCUUGCAAGUGUGUUUGUAAGCCAUGGCUUGUUCUUCUCGCUACCCCUGAGUUUGUGAAUUCCCAUCUUUCUAGAUCAGUCCCGAGCAUUGCUGUUGAAACACACGCAAAGUCAUACGACGUCAUAGAGAUCGUGGAUGAGCUAUGCGAUGAGGAGUGUCAUCGGUAUACAGUCUUCAACUUCAAACUGCCCUUUGAUGAGCCAAUCCGUAGUUCAGCUAAUGGUUUGAUCUUUCUAAGAGGCGUCGGUCAUGGUGAUCUUAUCCUGUGCAAUCCAGUCACACGUGACUAUAUCAAGCUCCCUUCUCCUCGACAAACCACCUCAGAAGAUCAGCUUGCAUUUGAGAUUUUUGGAUUUGGAGUGAGCAGAACGACCGGCCAAUAUAAGGUGGUUAGGAUUUUCUUUGAAGAGCCACUACGUGGGAAGUACAAAAAACCACGACAUGAUUACACAAAUAAGUGCCUAGUAUACACUGUUGGAACCGGAAUGUGGAGAAAAGUUCCCCUUGGUAGCCUGCACUGUUAUCUUGGCGACCUUGGAGGGUUCCUUUUUAAUGGAAAUCUUCAUUGGAGGGUAAUUGAGAAAAUCGGAGAUGACUUGGUUGAAUGGAUUUCUUGCUUUGAUCUUGAAACAGAACUUUUUAGCACCUUUGCUACACCCUUUCAUGGUAUAGGGCGCUGCUUUACUAUGACGCCAUGUGUUUUGAGGGAUUGCCUAUGUUUGUGCUAUGAAACUAAUACAAAUGUUCCGGAGCUUGCAAUUUGGUCGAUGAAGGAAUAUGGGAAUGAAAAAUCUUGGACAAAGGAAGUUUUAGCUGGCGAAGCUUUCGGAGGACAUUGUGCACUUCGUGCUUCCCCGUUCAAGGUUUUCGAGAAUGGUGACAUCUUGCUGAUAUGUGAUAUGGACAAACUAUACUACUACUCCAACGAGACUAAAACUUACCAUGACUUCUUUAUUGGAGACGAUUGUGAUGAGUAUAUAUCUACGACCAUGUAUACCCCAAGCUUUCUCACUCUGAAGAAUUUUGUGAAGGAGAAUGUGAGCUCAUUUUGAGCUGUGAUUGCAAUUUGAUGUCGCUGAUGAAAUACAUGAAUGGUGAGGGACAUGAUAGACAACCCUCUUCUUGGAUAUGCAUUGGAAUUGGGGCAACUCUUUUGCUAAGAUAACAUUACUGUAGUAUUUUCUUGGGUUUUAUUUGUGAUCUAUUGAGUAGCUUUCUUGCCUUGUUAGUUUUAUUUCUAACAAGACUAAAACUUUUGACUAUGACAUCAAGUUUUGAGGGGAUCAUAGUUCUUACAUCUCUACAACCAUGUAUGCCUCAAGCUCUCUCUCUCGAGAAUUUUGGAUGGAGAAUGUAAGCUCAUUUUGAGCUCUGACUGUAGUUUGAUGAAUGGUGAGGGAUAUGAAAGACAAACCUCUUCUUAUAUCAUGCAAUGGAACCUCUUUUGCCAAGACAACAUUAGUAUUUUCUUGGGUUUUAUUUGUGAUCAGGAG
Salvia hispanica is the source of this 1681-nucleotide messenger RNA. RefSeq names its product F-box/kelch-repeat protein At3g23880-like. Gene Ontology annotation, molecular function: protein binding. NCBI's taxonomy places the organism in Eukaryota, Viridiplantae, Streptophyta, Magnoliopsida, Lamiales, Lamiaceae. The record is from RefSeq and is a predicted model, not a curated record.